ACACUAAAUUGGGUAACAAGGUAUGAAAGAUGACCUUUCACCCAGGCGAAUUUCACCUUUCACCCUUUGGUUCGCUUAGAAGACGUUUGCGGGAUUGUGUAAAGGUAAAAAUCAACACUGGGAGCAGGUUCAACAUGGCAGAGGCAGGUAAUGGGUCUCCCACUGCUGUUCCCCAGAACUUCUGUGAUGGGUCUCCUACUGGAGUUUUAUGGGAAAGAGACGCAAGGUUGACGGAAGACAAGCAGACAGGAACAGCAAGCAGUUCGGACAAUCAUCCAGAAACACAAACGGGAGAGAAGCCCUACAUUUUGUACAUGUGUGGUGAGUGUGGGUAUAUGGCAGCUUGGAAAUAUACCUUAUCUGCACAUAUGCGAACUCAUACCGGUGAAAAACCUUACAAGUGUAACCAGUGUGACUAUUCUGCAGCAAGGAAAUCUACUUUGGACCAACAUAUAGCCAAACACACCGGUGAAAAACCUUACAAGUGUGACCAGUGUGACUAUUCUGCAGCAAAGAAAUCUACUUUGGACCAACAUGUAACCACACACACCGGUGAGAAACCCCACUUGUGUGGUGCGUGUGGGUACAGGACGGCUUACAAGGCUAGCUUAUCCCGGCAUAUGAGAACCCACACUGGUGAAAAGCCCUACAAGUGUGACCAGUGUGACUAUUCUGCAGCAGAUAAAUUUGCAUUGGACUAUCAUAUAGCGAAACACACUGGUAACAAACCCUACAUGUGUGAAAUGUGCGGGUACAGGGCAGUUUUGAAGUCUCAGUUAUUCAAGCAUAUGAGAAUUCAUACAGAAGAAAAACCUUACAAAUGUGACCAGUGUGACUAUUCUGCUGCGACGAAAAACACUUUGGACACCCAUCUAGCAGCCAAACACACUGGAGAGAAACCCCACUUGUGUUGGGAGUGCGGGUACAGGACAACUCAAAAGUGUAACUUAUCCCGGCAUAUGAGAACCCACACUGGUGAAAAGCCCUACAAGUGUGACCUGUGUGACUAUUCUGCAGCAGAUAAAUCUGCUUUGGGCCAUCAUCUAGCAAAUCACACUGGUAACAAACCCUACAUGUGUGGGGAGUGUGGGUACAGGACAACUCUAAAGGCUAACUUAUCCCAACAUAUGAGAACUCAUACAGAAGAAAAACCUUACAAAUGUGACCAGUGCGACUAUUCUGCUGCUACGAAAAACACUUUGGGUACCCAUCUAGCAGCCAAACACACUGGAGAGAAACCCCACAUGUGUUGGGAGUGUGGGUACAGGACAACUCAAAAGUCUAACUUAUCCCGGCAUAUGAGAACUCAUACAGGAGAAAAGCCCUACAAGUGUGACCAGUGUGACUAUUCUGCUGCACAGAAAUCUGCUUUGGGCCAUCAUCUAGCAAAGCACACUGGUAACAAGCCCUUCAUGUGUGGUGAGUGUGGGUACAGGACAACUCAAAAGUCCAGCUUAUCCCGGCAUAUGAAAACUCAUACAGGAGAAAAACCCAACAAGUGUGACUAGUGUGACUAUAUUCUGCUACAUGCGUAAGUCCACCUUGAACAAACAUUUGUUUCAGUUCAGCAACUUUGAAAUAAGAUGUUGUCCGGCAUCUACCAACCCACACUGAUGAGAAACUUAAAAUGUGUUUGGAGUUCAGGUUCAGGUAGACAGAACUUACCCAGCCAUACAUACAAGCACAUGGAACAGAGAAAACGGAUGUAAAAACACAGUACUUUCAAUGAUCGUAAAAGUAAUGCAACUAAAAUCUGGAAGCGCCUCAAAACACAAUAACUUUAAAGUUGGUCAUGAACUUUGCUAUAUGGUAGUAUGAUGAGUAUACUUUGAGCUCGUAUGCAUAAGAUCAUGAUGUUUGCCAGUUUGGUGUAUCCAUGCGUGUGACCUUUACAGCUGACUGUCUUGGUGAGCCAUUUUCAGUUCCGCAUGGCCCCACAUGACCAUUUUAAAGAGGCAUAAAAAAGUUCAAAAUCGUAGCUUUUGUUUUUAGAUAUUUUGUAGGUUAUACCCUCGACUUUAACAUAUUAGUUUGCCUACCUUGUAAACUACACCCUUAAUUUCAUCUGCGUAAAUGUCAGUCACCUUGUGGUCUUUAACUAUAGAAUUCCCCAAAGGCUAAAAACUGUGUUCUGCUACCUUAAGCUAAGGUUUAACACCACAUGUACAUGUUUCUCACGCCAAUGUGAGCACAUCAUUUCACAGUUCCCAGUGCGCAUCUGCACUCAUGGUGCAUUGUGGGCCAAGGUCAAAGUGUAAAGUCCCAUAUUUGUAAACCAUUAUUUGUAGAGACGUGUUUGCAACAUUCCUGGUUGGAGCAACUGUACAGCUACUUAGUCUCUAUCAAAUACUGACAUCCUGAUAGCUGACUUUCUACUGACAUUCUACAAAACGUUUCUUCAGUGUAACAAUUGUGCAUAAACG
Messenger RNA from Branchiostoma floridae (Florida lancelet), 2423 nucleotides. Its product is annotated as gastrula zinc finger protein XlCGF57.1-like. Gene Ontology annotation, biological process: regulation of transcription by RNA polymerase II. Gene Ontology annotation, molecular function: RNA polymerase II transcription regulatory region sequence-specific DNA binding; DNA-binding transcription factor activity, RNA polymerase II-specific. The transcript is spliced from 2 exons. The record is from RefSeq and is a predicted model, not a curated record. Gene Ontology annotation, cellular component: nucleus. NCBI's taxonomy places the organism in Eukaryota, Metazoa, Chordata, Leptocardii, Amphioxiformes, Branchiostomatidae. Bases 30 to 1508 code for a protein of 492 amino acids.